AGCCAGCCUCAGGAUGGGUGUGGCCAAAGCAAAGAGGUAAGGUUAUAGGUUUAGGUUGGAUCCUAGUCGGACUAGUAUAACUACUGACACUCAGCGCAGAGCCUUGGGCCCUGGUGUAAGGGCCGCUAAUCUUCUGGUUGAUGCAGGAUAGGUUAUUAGCUCAUCUGAUAGCCCAGAUUAAGCUCAGGGGGCUUUAGGAGCAAACAACCUGCUUUUCAGUGUUUGAUCAGGAAGAGCGAGGACCAUCAGCACCAUGAGAGCUGUCCAGUACUGUCUGCUGCUCCUGCUUUCCCUGGUCCUGCUGUCAACCAACAGUGAGGCUUUGCGAUGUUACACCUGCAUGGGCUCCAAUAAUGCCGACUGCAACCGGCAAGGCUCCAAAGCUUGCCCCAGCUUCUCUGACGCCUGCGCUGUAGUGGUGGGCCAUGACAGUGGCGUGAUGAAGUCGUGCUCCUACAGGUCUUUCUGCAGUCAGGCCAACAGCCAGGGCUACAGAGCUCCAGGUGUCAGAGUUCACUGCUGCUACAGUGACGACUGCAACGUCUCAGGCUUUGCCUCCCGCCUGCCUGGACUCAACUACUUGCUACUGCUCCUUCCGUUGUUGUUUCACUGCUUAUUCAAGUAGACGUACAGCUCAGCUGAAUCAUGCCAACAAGUAUCCACCUGUAACAUAGAUGCCAACUACUCUGCCAAAUAACACCUGCCUCAUUUCACACUUCAUGCCAUCCUGCUCACUACCACUCCACUUAACUCUGAUUUACUUUAUGCAUCCACACACAAACGUAGACAUCAUGGAGAUUCUGUACAUGGCAGAGCUUGAGGUUUAAGGUGUGACUGUGUGGAUUAUAUGAACCACGUUGGGCUGAAUCCAUUAAGAAGUACUCAAGUAGAUGCGUCUUUCAAUGGAUUUCACUAAGCCAAUAAGUAGAAGAUCCUGAGGGAAACGCUGGAAUAACAGGUGGAGACCAUUUAUUAUUUUAUAAGAGGAAGAGCUUCCGCAUCCUGGUUUGAUGCUCAUCACACAAUUUGUGAAACUACACGAAAAAAAAAACUAGACUGUAUUUUUACCGAUCACCUAUCAAGAUAUAUUUCACUGCAUCUUUCCUGUCAUACAUAUCGAUACGCACAAAUAUUUCAGCAUAGCUUGUGUUGCAGAAGAUGUCAUUGUGGUUAUGUUUAUCAAUGAGACCACACUCAGAUGGAGUGUUGUUAGAUCAUUAGCCCUCUACCUGUCUGCCACACAGCUGACUUCUAUGAGAUAUUUUGGAAGGCAGAGAAAAAAAUGCUUGCUUCUCAUGCACUGUAAAUCCACAUAAUCCUUUUACAUGCCCGUGGCCAGGUGUGGUGCUCUGAUGAGGUUAAUCCACUGCGUUUGAAGUCACUUAAAGAAUUACCAAGUUUAUAAAGAGACUCCGAGUACACUUCACUGAUGGAUGACUCAUAAAACUAGAGGCAACUAUAUUAAAAAAUGUAUGUCUGUGCAUAAAGACCACAAGACAUGCCCAGAGGGUGACUGCACACUGUUUAUUGUGUAAUUCUUUUUGCAGUAUUUUGUUUGGAAUUCAUGUUGGGAUGUACAUUAAAUACGUAACCCGCAGCUGUUGGUGUCUUUAUGCAAUUUUAGUUCUAUCAAUAAUUUAAAUGAGCGAGAAGUUACAUUAUACUGUACUAUAAGUUUGAGAAUGUCUUUCCCUAACCUUAGCUGCACAUUCAAGUCUUAGAGUGUGUACAUUCACAUACUGGGUUUGUGUACAUUUCUCAUUAUGGGUAUUUUUUUUUAAUUAAAACAUAACUUCAUGAUAAAAAAAAAACAACUAACACUGCCAUAUUUUCUGAACUGUAUAUAAUAUAUUGCAUGGACAUAUAUUCUACUGCUGAAUAGCACAGUAAAACUCUUACUGAAUGUAUAGAUUAACUCAUCAUAAUCCUACAUAAAUGCAACCAAUAUAAAAGUCCUUUGGUGACUGUCCCUGUGUGAAUGUGAUUCUUUCACUCUUAAAAAUCACAGCAUUAUGAAGAUUGUCAAGGGUGAGAGAUUGUCUGAACUUCUUUAAACAUUACAAACAGCACCCAGAUCAAGUGGAUUAACCUCAUUUCAUUGGCGGAAUUCAUUUCUAAGAAAAAUAAAUCCUGUUGCCGGUUUGAAGAA
This is a messenger RNA of Amphiprion ocellaris (clown anemonefish), 2149 nucleotides long. It is a transcript of the gene ly6pge, whose product is annotated as lymphocyte antigen 6 family member pge. Gene Ontology annotation, molecular function: acetylcholine receptor inhibitor activity. The transcript is spliced from 3 exons. The record is from RefSeq and is a predicted model, not a curated record. The coding region runs from base 254 to 625 and encodes 123 amino acids. Lineage: Eukaryota; Metazoa; Chordata; Actinopteri; Pomacentridae.